Messenger RNA from Symbiodinium necroappetens, 156 nucleotides. The record is from the annotation of a GenBank genome assembly. NCBI's taxonomy places the organism in Eukaryota, Dinophyceae, Suessiales, Symbiodiniaceae.
AUGGAAAAUCCACUCUGCCCUCCUCCGAGUGCGGCAAAAAUGCCUUCAGCCAAGCGGGCAUGCGCCAGACCCAGAAGGAACGGACAUGAUACGGAGAAAUGGCCUCUGCAAGAGUUUAGCAUGUCAGCCGCCAGUCGGUCAGCCAGCAAGACUUGA